GUUUUAAAAACCCUAGCUACUAUAAACAACCCUAACUUCUAAAUUUCCAGCCAAAAAAAUAAUAAUUCAGCGAAGCAAAAAUGGAAGUUCAAGCUUCUAAUUCAGCUGAAAUUAGCAAGAACGCUAUGAAGAAGGAGAUUAAAAUGGUACGGAAGGCGGAAGAGAGACGCCGCAAGGAAGCGGCGAAGGAUAAUCAGGCUGCGAGUGAUGCUAACCUAGGUCAGAAAUCCGCAGCGGCCGCCGAUGAAAUUAUGGAUCCUACGCAAUAUUCUGAAAGUAGGAAAGCCUACCUGGCUUCUCAGAAGGCUGAAGGAGUAAAUCCCUAUCCUAAUGAGAUCUUUGUUACCUUGUGUGCAAAAGAGUACACCGACAAGUAUGGAGGAUUACGCGUCGGAGAGAAUCUUGAGGAUGUCACCGCAUCUUUGGCUGGACGUAUCAUCAAGACUCGAUCAUCCUCUGCAAAACUUGUGUUUUAUGAUUUGCAUCGCAAUGGUGUUAAGGUCCAAGUUGUGACCAAUUGGAGAAAAUCAGGCAUGGAAGUCGAUGAAUUUUCUAGGCUCCAUUCUAACGUAAAGCCUGGUGAUAUUGUUGGUGUCAUUGGCUAUCCAGGAAAAACUAAUAGUGGAGAGUUAAGUCUCUUCGCUACAUGUUUUGUGAUUCUAUCUCCGUGUCUUCAUAUGACACAAAAGGAGAAGGCCAGUCCUAGUGGAUUCAAUGCCAAUAUUUGGGUCCCAGGAUGUUCCAGGAAUCCCAGUGCAUAUAUUUUAAAAGAUCAGGAAACUCGUUAUCGUCAACGCUAUCUAGAUCUAAUGCUGAACCAGGAGGUUCUACGGAUAUUUGUGACCAGAUUUAGGAUCAUAACACACAUUAGAAGCUUUCUUAACGGUCUUAAUUUCAUAGAGGUCGAGACGCCCAUUUUGAACACAAUUGCUGGUGGAGCUACUGCUCGCCCUUUUGCGACUUAUCACAAUGAUCUCAGCAUGCCGAUGUUUAUGCGAAUUGCUCCCGAGCUUCGCCUUAAAGAGUUGAUUAUUGGUGGAUAUGAUGGUGUUUAUGAAAUAGGAAAACAGUUCAGGAAUGAGGGUAUUGAUUUAACUCACAAUCCUGAAUUUACAACCUGUGAGUUUUAUAAGGCCUAUGCUGACUGUAAUGUCAUGCUAGAACUAACAGAGAAAUUAUUGAGUGGAAUGGUGAAGGAGAUUACGGGUGGCUACAAGAUUAAAUAUCACGCGAAUGGACUUGACAAUGAUCCAAUCGAGAUUGACUUUACACCACCUUUUAGACAAAUCGACAUGAUUACUGAGUUGGAGAAAAUGGCCAAUCUAAACAUACCAACGGAUCUUGCCAGUGAUGAAGCUAAUGACUAUCUUAUCGCCGCAUGUCGGAGGCUUGAAGUCAAGUGUUCUCCUCCACAAACAACUGCCCGCCUGUUGGAUAAACUGGUUGGGCAUUUUCUAGAAGAGACCUGUGUUAAUCCUACUUUUAUCAUGAACCAUCCGGUAAUCAUGAGUCCUUUGGCAAAAGAGCAUAGAUCAAGACCAGGCUUGACUGAGCGUUUUGAAUUGUUUGUAAACAAGCAUGAGCUUUGCAAUGGUUACACGGAGUUGAAUGACCCUCACAUACAACGUGAGCGAUUUGCUCAACAACAGAAGGACCGGCAAUCAGGUGAUGAUGAAGCUAUGCCUAUGGAUGAAGGAUUCUGCACUGCUCUUGAGUACGGGUUACCUCCAACUGGUGGCUGCGGAAUUGGCAUUGAUCGACUAACUAUGAUAUUAACCGAUUCUCAGAAUAUCAAGGACGUAAUACUAUUCCCAACCAUGAAGCCUCAAGAUGAACAUCCUGCCAAAGAAAAGUGUAAUGCGCAAACAGUUAGUUGCGAAGAAGAAAGAGAGACGACGGAAGAAAAAUGCAGUAGCUGCGAAGAAGCAAGAGAGAGAGCAGAGCAAGCGGAAGCCGAAUUAGCAGAGCAGCAUAAACUUCUCGUGGAGGAGCGUGAAGUUUCAGCUUUAUUAAAGAAAAAACUAGCAUUAUGGGAGAGCCGAGCUCGAGAACUCGGUUUUGAAGAGAGCAUAUGAAGAGUACAUUUUUUAGAUUUGAUAUUUCAUGACCUUAAACAAUAGAAUAAGUGACAUGUAUAAACUAUCUCUGUGUAUAUAAUCAUAAUCAUAUUUUUCAAACCUACUUGUUUUAUUCGAGAUUUUAAAAAAGUGAGAUUAAAGGGGUUAAAGUUUUAUGCAAAAAAUGAAUAAUAAAUUUUUUAUGUUUUGGUUA
Molecule: messenger RNA, 2271 nt
Organism: Mercurialis annua (annual mercury)
Lineage: Eukaryota; Viridiplantae; Streptophyta; Magnoliopsida; Malpighiales; Euphorbiaceae
Product: lysine--tRNA ligase-like
Exons: 16
Coding region: 81-2075 (664 amino acids)
Biological process (GO): lysyl-tRNA aminoacylation
Cellular component (GO): cytosol; cytoplasm
Molecular function (GO): ATP binding; tRNA binding; lysine-tRNA ligase activity
Source: RefSeq, a predicted model, not a curated record